Messenger RNA from Scophthalmus maximus (turbot), 836 nucleotides. Its product is annotated as protein myomixer-like. Lineage: Eukaryota; Metazoa; Chordata; Actinopteri; Pleuronectiformes; Scophthalmidae. Bases 596 to 823 code for a protein of 75 amino acids. The transcript has a single exon. The record is from RefSeq and is a predicted model, not a curated record.
ACAGGGAUGUCCCGCUCCGCUCAGCUGUAACCUGUGUGACAACUGCUCCUCGCCGAGAUAGGAGGCUCAGAGCCGAGGGGACCACUCUCACUCUUGGACUGACGGCGUUCGAGGCGAGCCUCUGAAGCUCAGUCCCUCCUCACAUUUCAGAAGACUACUCUACAUCGUUUUUUCGCCUCGCCACUUUUGCACUGGAGCAGAGCACAACCUCCUCAGGGCCGAAUCUGCUCUCCUGCACUUCCACGAGCCGGGCGGUGAGGCGGAGGCCGCGCCAGUGUGUUUCAGCCGAGGAUAUUACCUCAUAGAGGAUAAGCUGUGAUCGGAGAGGUCUCUCACUCUGACUCCAUUACUCCUCGCUCCUUAUCUGAGCAGGUUUUCUUGUUCGCGUUCAAAAAGGGGAAGUUUUGACAGCCAGACUUUACAGCCGCCCUCUCUGCUCUGUGGCUCCUGACAGAGAGAAAGGGAGAGAGAGAGAGAGUGGAGAGGUGGUGACUUCAUUCCCUCCUCCUUCUUUGAGCUUUCUGCUGUGUGUGUGUGUGUGUGUGUGUGUGUGUGUGUGUCUUUCUCUCUCUCCAGCACAGCACAGUCAGGCAGCAUGCCAGCAGUUCUCAUCUUGCUGCGGUCCCUGGUUAUCAGGCUCCUCAGUAGCAGACUGGCAGGCUCAGUGGCACGGUUCCUCAGGAGAAGCCUCUCUACGGGCGCUGCCCACCUUGGCACGGCGCUGCGCCACGUCUGGGACCGCGUUCGAUCCCAGGAGUCCAAGGAAGCCGUCCUGGGCUGUGUGCUCUGCAUUCUCAACAUGCACAAGAAGGUGGAGAACUGAGCUCUGCCCCCCC